GAUAAAGCCUAAUGUCUACCUGAUAGGACUGCAACAAUGGGGCUGCGCAAACGUUCAGUGACCUUGUUAUUGCGUACCGGUAUUUGGUAUAUUUAUUUGGACUAGUGUCGGUCAAUGACACACAGGUAUAGGUUAGUCGUGAAGGACACGCGUCGAGAUUCUGACUCGGAAGAACGUCCCCUGUGAACGUUUUGCAGAUCACGUGUUACAGUUCACAAUGAUCCGAAUUCUGCUAUCUUUGCUGAUUAUUGGCCUCGCUGGAAAAAUCGAGGCCGCAGACCACGUGUUGGACAUGACGUACCCCCUGGGGCCAAACACGACAUAUUGGCCGGGCACACCGAAAUUCCACUUCUCUAUAGACUUCAGGAACUUUUCGGCGACUACUGGAUGGUAUGAGGGGAACAGUUUCUGUGCUGCCACCAAUGGAGGAACCAGUUUGGAAGCCCCGUCUUUCCUGAUACAAGGGGGCACCACCGCCGAUAACAUUCCAGUUCACAAGCUGAUUGGUCCAGCCGUCAAAAUUGACAUAGCGUCAAAAGCAGCCACUGACCCGGAUGUGCAGCUGACGGUGGAAGAUAUUGAGAACUGGGAAAUCGCAAAUGGACGAGUUCCCGAUAAUUCCAUCCUAUUCGUCUACACAGGCUGGGGCCAGUAUGUCGACAACCGGACUGCUUUCUUUGGACACCCCAGCACAACAGAAUGGCUGGACCCUCAGGGGAGGUCUUUGCUACAUUUUCCUGGCAUUUCUCCCGCCGCAACGUCGUGGUUGGCCUCCAACCGAAAACUUUUGGGGAUAGGGAUAGACACUCCAUCUUUAGAUUACGGCCAGAGCGUCGACAAGGCUGCAAGUGUCGCCCUCUACAGUAAAGGCAUUUACGGACUGACCACCGUGGCAAAUCUUGACAAACUUCCCACCAAAGGGGCGACGGUACUGGCAUUUCCAGUCACCAUCCGGGGGAGUAGUGGUGGUCCCGUCAGGAUCGUGGCCUUGCUAAGGAAGACUCUGGAGGUGAAGGAGAGCGAUGUUAUUGACAUGACGUACGUGUACAGUGUUGAUACCACGUACUGGCCUGGGGCCGGCAGUUUUAACAUCACGUCCGUCGUUAAGGGUCCGUCUGGGAAUAUUACCUGGUUAGACAAAGGCUAUUUCUGUACUCCCGAACACGGCGGCAGCCAUUUUGACUUCCCAGCACACAUGUUUCGAGGUGGAUAUCGCUCUCACGAUGUUUCAGUCGAGAAAGUCAUCGGACCAGCGGUCAAGGUGGACAUUCAAGGUAAAGCCAAUCAAGAUCGUGACGCCCUCCUGUCUGUGGAUGACCUUGAGAAGUGGGAAACAGUUAAUGGGAAAAUUCCAGACAACGCCAUCGUGUUUGUUCAAACCGGAUGGGGGAGAUACUACGGAAACAGAACGGCGUAUCUUGGCUCAAGCGAUACUCAGGUAUGGACCGACUCCGCCGGAAAGUCUCAACUUCAUUUCCCUGGCAUCUCCGAGGAGGCUGCCAAUUGGCUGAAAGACAAUAGGAAGAUUUCCGGGGUGGGGAUAGAUACUGCGUCACUCGAUCGCGGGCAAACUGUGAACUUUGAAAGCCACGUGGCCUUCUUCAGUGUGAAUAUCUAUGGAGUGGAAAACGUUGGCUAUUUAGACAAAUUGCCGACGACUGGGACAACUGCGUACAUCUUGCCAAUGUACCUGUUUGAUGGAAGCGGUGGCCCUGCGCGGAUCGUCGCCAUUAAAGAAAAAGAGGGAAAGGAUACUAGUGGAGUUUCCGUCACUAGUUCAUCUAGUUUCGUUUUGAUAAUUACGAUUUCCCUUCAUUGUCUUGCUGACUUCUUUUAAACUGCAAGAAUGUGAAGUAUCCUGGAUUGAAACGUGUGGUAAUGUAGUAAGUCUAGGUUUUUCUACGGUUUCUAAAACAGGUGCGUGUACAUGAAAAAUUAAGACUGACUUAUUUAAGAUGGACAACUUUAUUUUCCUUAUAUAUCUGGUAAAUCUUGCAUUGGACUCAUACAUACAUAGUGUAAACUGAACAUUUUUUCUCAA
Molecule: messenger RNA, 2041 nt
Organism: Lingula anatina
Lineage: Eukaryota; Metazoa; Brachiopoda; Lingulata; Lingulida; Lingulidae
Molecular function (GO): arylformamidase activity
Source: RefSeq, a predicted model, not a curated record